UUAACACUUUGAUUCAAUGUUUAUUCUUAUACGCAUGGUUGUGAAUGUGCUGGUGGUUGUUAGCUUCAGUUGCUAUUCAUAUUGCUUUUGACAGCUGCUUCUAAUCUAUGUUCAUGAAAAAAAUUUCAAAUCACAUAAAAAAGUUAUUUGAUUAUUAAUCUAUUUAAAUUUGUUGAAGUAUUCGUAUCUUUUUAAAUAAGAGCAUCUUAUUUGCAGUUAAUUUUGCGAUCCGCUAUUGUUGUAUGAUGAUUUUUUUAUUAGGCUGCCAAAGUAAGAACCUAAUUUGUUUGCUUUUGAAUCUUUGGAGUUACUUAAAUUUAGAGAUAUUUCUAAAUCCUUUAUCUCUUUACCAUUUACUAUUUGAUUUCUAAAUUUCCUGAUAAAAAGAAGUAAAAUUAACUUUUAAGAGAUGAAUUUUGUUUGCUUUUAACACUAUUUUUUUACAAUGCCUCUUUGGCAUCUUAUGUUUUUAGAAUUUGGACACCGAAACAAAGGGGCUGGCUUCUUUAAACCUUUGUUUAUUUAUAUUUCUGUAUUUUCCAAACAUUAUGAUUUCAUAUUUUCCUAUUAACUGGUUUCUUUGAUCUAUUGUUAGACUAUUUAUCUGGGCACCUUGAUGCCUUGCUUGAUGUGUGGUUUAUGGCCUUUUUAAUUUAAGAUUUAUUAUUAUUUAAUUAUGCCAGUAUGUGUGAGCAUUAUUUUGCCCGGUUUAUUAUUAUAAAAUCUGUCAUCAGUUCCAUCUAAUAAUUUCUUUUAAAAAUCUGAGAAAUUGUACAUAUUAAUUUAACUAUCUAGCUGUAUAUAAAUUUGCAAAGUACUAUUUAUUCAUCUCGACUAUUAAUCUUUUAUUAUUUUUCUUAAAAAUCAGUUAGAUGACUUAUAAUUUUUUAGAUUUUCUUCUUCUACUUUAUAUAUGAAUUAAUAUUAGCUGUAGUUUUUUUCAUUACGCCCCGAAAAAAGAAGUCUUGGCCUUGCUUUUAAUUUAAAGCAAUUUUUCGUCAUGUGUUUUUUUAACAUUUAAUGCUUAAUUUUUCUGUUCAUUAAAUUAAUAAAUGGGGCCAGAAGUUUUAGAAUGGGUGUUUGCUUCUUCCUUUCAGGGUUCCUUUUUUUUUUUUUUUCUCAAAAUGUUUUUUUGUUACUGAAAUAUAUUUUUCAAAUUAUGGUAUAGCAAACAAAUCAAGAUUUGCUCAUAAAGAUUCGUGUUUAUUUCAUUUCAUGUCAUUUUUAACCUUAUAUGAUAUUUUUGUUCCUUUCUUAUAUGCUUUUAUUUAUUUAUUGCUAUGUUAAUAUCCAGUUGCGAGUUUGACUGCUGUGGGUGAUGUGUGCUUUGAUCCUAUUCAAAUGUUUUUCGGACUAUUUUUUGUUGCAUCAUCACUUGAUAUUUAUUUUUAUAUCAGAUUCUUUAUAAAAGAAUUUUCUUUUUGGAAUUUAAAGAAUUGUUAUUAUUUAAAUCUUAGUUUUUAAGGGGCCUGAGUAUAUACUUUUAUAAUUUUGAUUAAUUUUUAGUUGUUUGAUUGAUAUUGAAUGUUUGUGGCUUGAGACGAUGUGUGAACAGUACCAAGUAACUCUUUGUACGCUUUGCUUCAUUGCCUUUCGUUGUUGAGGUUAGCAGACCCAUUUCCAAAUGAAUCAUCAGCAAAAUAACUCUAUAUAAGGUAGAGAAUAUGUUCAUUGCAAUACUGCAUGCUUUCAUUACUCAUUUUUUUAUUUUAUUAUUGCUCUAGGUUGAGUUCCUCAUCCCCGUGGAUAUAUAGCUUGCAAGGCUAUGGAAGUAGCGCACUGCUAUCUAGACGGCAAUGCAGAUGCAGUAGAGUUCUGUCCACACGACUCGUAUACCCACGUUUUAGCUGCUGCAACAUACACGCUCCAAGAAGGCGAUAAUCCGAGGCGAUCUGGAAGUAUAUCUCUACUUGAUGUAAAUGGUGAUGGGGAUGACUUUAAGCUGUUCCACCGCGUGGAUACUGCAGGGAUAUUUGAUAUUAAGUGGAAUCCUGUUGGAGGUAACAUGGAUAAACCAAUGCUUGCUCAAGCCGAUGCUGAUGGCUGCUUGAGAAUUCAUGAACUAGAAAAAGAAGGCUUUCUAAGAGAGAUCAAUGGUGAAAAGAUAAGUUCUUCUAUGUGUCUUUGUUUGGAUUGGAAUCCGGCAAGCACAUCCAUCUCAGUGGGAUUUUCAGAUGGUUCAGUCUCAAUAAUCUCAUUCUCAGAAUCCAAACUAGAUAUCGUACAAGAGUGGAAAGCACAUGAUUUUGAAUUGUGGGCUGCUUCUUUUGAUAUGCACCAAUCUCAUUUGGUAUACACUGGUUCAGAUGACUGCAAAUUCAGUUGUUGGGAUUUGCGAGAUAGUCCUUCAAAUAAGGUGUUUCUCAAUUCAAGAGUUCAUAAGAUGGGUGUCUGUUGCAUUGCGAAGAACCCUAGUGAUCCUAAUUCCUUACUUACUGGUAGUUAUGAUGAGCAUCUUAGAAUUUGGGAUGUACGAUCAAUGUCAAAACCGGUAAACGAGACUUCGGUUCAUUUAGGGGGAGGAGUUUGGAGACUUAAGUUCCAUCCGUAUGUACCAGGUCUGGUUCUGGCAGCUUGUAUGCACAAUGGAUUUGCGAUUGUAAAGAUUAAGGAAGAGAAAGGUGAAGUAAUUGAAACUUAUUCUAAACAUGGCUCACUUGCUUAUGGGGCAGAUUGGCAAAGAAAGGAAUUCUCUCAGGAGGACAAGCAGAAGAGCACUCUAGUGGCUACUUGUUCCUUCUAUGAUCGGCUUUUGAAGAUAUGGAUGCCAGAAAAUAAUAUCUUUGUGUGACUUUGAUUGCCUCGAUUUAUUCUUAGACCUUGCAUGGCUGCUGCUUUUGGGGAUGCUUUGUCCAACUUUAUUAGAUAUGCAUCGUCCAUGAUGUCCAACUUUUGUAUUAGUAAUUAUUUACAAGAACACCUAGUACUGACUAUUUGAGAGAAUUUAAUAUCAAACUGCUAGGCAAAGUGGAACCCAAAACAGCUAUCCUUUAAAAACAAGGACCUUGAUUUGGCAUUGGAGUUUACUUUUCUAGCUAGUGAGAGCUUUUCAUCAUGCUACUAAUAGUAGAUAUUGAUAAUAGACAUGACUAUUAUAUGUUCUGAUAUAUGCUUUUGGUAUUAGUAUUUCUAUUACCUUGCUUCA
Molecule: messenger RNA, 3145 nt
Organism: Ricinus communis (castor bean)
Lineage: Eukaryota; Viridiplantae; Streptophyta; Magnoliopsida; Malpighiales; Euphorbiaceae
Product: diphthine methyltransferase homolog
Exons: 3
Coding region: 1766-2791 (341 amino acids)
Molecular function (GO): protein binding
Source: RefSeq, a predicted model, not a curated record